This is a messenger RNA of Schizophyllum commune H4-8, 2509 nucleotides long. RefSeq lists its product as uncharacterized. The coding region runs from base 179 to 2083 and encodes 634 amino acids. The record is from RefSeq and is a predicted model, not a curated record. Lineage: Eukaryota; Fungi; Basidiomycota; Agaricomycetes; Agaricales; Schizophyllaceae. The transcript has 3 exons.
GCGGCGGGACGCGCCCAUUGCUGAUCAGCAUGUCUCGCAAUUUAUUUAUCGUACUCACUUGCCUUUCUCCAAACGCGCCUUUUUCCUGUUUCCAUCGGCUCGUACGACCCCAAGCACUGCUUAUCAUCGACUAUGAGCCUCUGAGGCUGUGAGCUCGAUCCCCCCGGCGCUGAGCAUCAUGCGAGUCACUCCCUGCGGCCCAUCCUCCGCCUCGUCAUCGGCGGCGCGCAUCCCGUCACCCCCUUCCCCCUCCUCGACUCGGGAUGCCGCGGGAGCACAGUUGGACAGCAUCCGCCCGGCUCCCGCGCCCUCAUCCUCGACACCCCCCUGUCCCCCGUCUGAACCUACUUUGACACCUAAUGCGGCGGACGUGUCUCUGCCCGCCAUGUCUUCCCCCUCGUCGCCCCAGUCGAUGAGGCCAAAGGACACGACGGCUCUGACCCUCAGGACUACGGCCCCGCCACAAUCACUCUAUGUGUCUGCUUUCUUACUCGGCGGGAUGGGCGUCUUGCUGAGCGUCUUCACUUGGCUCCUCGCCAAUGUCGUCCCACCCGCCCAAGGCGACGCUCAGGCCCGCGCCGAGCACGCUCAGCGUCGCGUCGAGGGUGCCGUCAAGCGCGCCCGCCGCAGCUCUGCGCCAGUAACCCCGUCUCACAUGCACACUCGCCCCCGCAAGCGGACUACCGCUCCCCCUGCUCCGAUCAUGGUUCCGCCACAAUCGCCCCAGGAUCGGCAUGUUGUCUUUGUGGACGGCCCCGAGACGCCCACGCCCACCGCACGUCGUGAACCGAGUCCCCGCAGCUCGCUCUCCGACUCGUCUACGCUCGUCAAUCACAUCAAUUUGACACUGGAAGAGGGUGAGGCGGACCAGCAGACUCCCACUGACUCCAAGUCGGCCAAGUCUCCUGCGUCUCGCUUCAAGUUCCCCACCCCCUCCUACUGCAAGGCGCCAGAGGCCCGGUCUUCGUCAUCAUCACUUGAAUCCGGCAAGCCUGUGCCAGCUCACCUGAAGCGCUCGUCAUACUUGUCCUCCAUCUCACCGCGCCUGUCUCGCUUCGGGAAGAAGGUUAAGCGCGCGUCUACCGGCUCAGCUCAGUCGUCUAUAGCAUCUUCAGACAGCGACAAUGACCCCCUAAAGCCAUUGCGUCGCACGAGCAUCAAGCUUCCCGCGCCUGGCUGGUCUCGCGCCUUCGGUUGGCCGACGUCGACGAGCCCGGUCGCCGUAUCUGCGCCGUCGACUCCUGCCGGUGAUGGGCGGCAAACCUUUUUCGGCCCGGGAUCUGCUACACCCAGUCGUAACUCGUCUUUGACUCGCGGGCGCCGGACGCAAGUCGGCGAGAUGUCUUCCAACCGCGCAGCGUCUUCGUACAUCCCCUCGCCGAUGUCGGAGACGUUCCCAUCGGUACCGUCCUCCAGCCGUCCAGCGCCCACGCGCUCGUCCUCCGUCUGCGCAUGCCACUUCCGCAAGCGCGCGCAGGAGGACACGGAGAAGGCGGACAAGCCGAGCGAAGUGAAGACGGAGAAGGUGGCGAAGGACGCAUCAAAACCGCGGAAGGAGUCGAAGUUGGGCAAGUGCUGCAAGAUCAAGGAGCGGCGGCGACAGUCUGCGCCCGUGCCCGUACCGCGGACGCAGCCGUAUGCAUAUCCUUACUUUGCGGCGCCGCCUGUGGUUAAGGAGAGGCGGCCGGUGACGGCGGUUCCGGCGAGGAGCGAGUCGUUGACGCCGUUGGCGAAGGCGAGCUCGCCGGCCACGCCGAAAGCCAGCGUGCCCCCGGCUCGCAGCGAGACGCUGCCGGGCAUGUCGAAGACUGCGUCAGGCCCGCCGCGGGCUAUCGCGACAACGACAGCAACGCGGAAACGGACGUUGUCGUCGCCGACGAAGCCUGAUUUGGCUGCCUUGGUUGAGGCGCCUGCGGGGCAUCGGGUGCAGCGGCCCUCGACCGCGGAUGGGACGAACAUGGCGGAAUUCGGGGUGCUGCCGGCGCGCGAGGCGGCCACUACCACUGGUAGUCGGCCUUGCGCGCUGCGCCUCCCGAGCUUGCGGGCUUGGGCCAUGGGCCCUGUCGCGACCGCCAGCACAUAGACGCGAUCGCCCACGCCAUCCUCCUACUCCCUUGCUAUCCUCCUAACCGCAUCCCAAACACAUACACCAUCGUCAUCCUCAUUGUCCUCACCCCUCGCAUCUCAUCACCCUGCAUAUCUAUCCACCUUUGCUCGCAUAUUCGCAUCCAGCUCAUCUCGUCUUCCACUAUCUUAUCUGUACUAUUCCUCAUCCUAUUCUCGCUGCAUCCGCCGCACGCUCGCUAUCAGUUUCCCGUGGCAGAUGCUUGGCUCGCUACUAUGUCGUCGUGCACUUGCUGCUUGCCAUGAUGCCGUCGCGCGCUCGAGCUCUGCUUGUCGGUAACUAUCAUAGAAUCUUCAAGGGGUGCUUCCAGUGUACUAGUACUUGUCGGUAGCCGUAAACCAUGUCACGAAUUGCAUGAAUGUUUGUCAAUGAGCUGUAGUUGCC